Messenger RNA from Spodoptera frugiperda (fall armyworm), 3109 nucleotides. RefSeq lists its product as uncharacterized. The record is from RefSeq and is a predicted model, not a curated record. The transcript has a single exon. Bases 174 to 3089 code for a protein of 971 amino acids. Lineage: Eukaryota; Metazoa; Arthropoda; Insecta; Lepidoptera; Noctuidae.
CAUGACACAUUAUUAUACACUUUUGUCAAACAGAAUAAACCAAAGCCAGAAAAAUGGCACCAAAAUCAGCAACGUAAAGCAAAAUAAUAUAAUAAGCUCUGUGAUACCCAGCAAAAUGUAAGUCAGAUAAGCACUUUAUCCUAGUUUCGAUUAAAUUCGAAUUUUUAAAUAUUAUGCAUCUCGAAAACUUGGCGAAUGAACAUUGCGAUGUUGGUUCUAUGUUCAAAGCCAUUGAUAAAGAAACUCAAACUAAACAGGUAAAGGAUACUAAAUGCUCAGAGAAAAAUUUUAAAUUACCGCUUCCAAGAGAACUAGAGAAAAAGGAUGAUGAGGAAGGAACAUUAAAAGUAUUUUCAUUUUGUCAAAUUAUACAGGACCCCGAAAAACCAACAUCUGUUACGAUAGUCAAAGAAUCUCUCACUGAAGAAGCCCACCCACACAAGAACCAUCUAAAUGAAGACACUUCCUCAAAUAAAUACAGGUAUUGCAAAGAAGUUAUAAAACCAUAUUUACAACCUUACGCACCAGAUUGUCCGAAUUCUGCACAAUUUCUUAUCAACGAUGCAAUAAAAGCUGCUAAGGAAGAGUUUCCUGAAAACCCACCUUGCUACGAAGUGCCUUCACCGGACAAAAAAGACGGCCAACGACCGCCACCUAAAGAAUGCUCGAACAACUGUUCUUCUGAUUUAGACGAAUCUGAUCCUUGUGCACAAGAAGAUAGCUGUGACGUUGAACCACCACCAAAGGCUCCUAAGAAAUGUUGUGAUUGUUCAAAAAAAGACAAAGACAAGAAGAAAGAAAAGAACUCAGGCCCUAAACCAAAUUUUAGACUGUGUCCAGGUCAACCACAACCAAAAAUUUGCGUAGAAAUAACAGAUCCUAGUUUAUGUCCAGGUUGUCCUAAGGCUAAAGAUGGGAAAAAAGCUGAGGAUAAGUGUUGUUGUGUGUGCCUAAUAGGUAAAGAAGAUCAAUCUAAUAAUUCAGACUGGCCAGCAGGUAUAGAAUCAAAUUGCUGCAAUAAAUCCGGAAGUGAUGAUAGUUGUAUAACAAAAUUAUUUAAUAAGGUAAAAACUGUAUCCGAAGCUUGUUUAAAAAAAGUGAAGCCUUCAGACGGUAAUCAACCGUGUUGUUGUGAGAAACCUCCUAGUCCCCCUCCUUCCCCUGCCCCUGACUCAUCGUGUUGUUGUAAACCAAAAGCUUCUCCUUCCCCCCCUCCUCCUCCUGCCUCUUCCUCAUCGUGUUGUUGUAAACCAAAAGCUUCUCCCCCUCCUCCUCCUGCCUCUUCCUCAUCGUGUUGUUGUAAACCAAAAGCUUCUCCUCCUAAGUCUAAGCCGUGCCCUCCUAAGCCGUGUCCUCCUAAGCCGUGUCCUCCUAAGCCGGAGCCGAAGCAGUGUCCCCCUCCAUCUCCGUGCCCGCCGGAGCCAAAACCGUGUCCUCCUAAACAGUGUCCUCCUCCUAAAAAAAAGUGCCCUCCUGAGCCGAAGCAGUGUCCCCCUCCAUCUCCUUGCCCACCGGAGCCAAAACCGUGUGCUCCUAAGCCGUGUCCGGCUAAAAAGCUUGCAUCUUCAUCUUCUUCUUCUUGUCCACCGUCGAAAAAAUCUUCAUCUUCUUGUUCUCCUAAGACUUGUCCAGCUAAGAAGUCUUCCGCCACAUCUUCUUGCCCACCACCGCAGCCAAAACCGUGUUCUCCUAACACUUGCCCUGCUAAGAAGUCUUCCGCCUCAUCUUCUUGCCCACCACCGGAGCCAAAACCGUGUUCUCCUAAGACUUGUCCUGCUAAAAAGUCUUCUGCCACAUCUUCUUGCCCACCAGCGGAGCCAAAACCGUGUUCUCCUAACACUUGUCCUAAUAAGAAGUCUUCCACCACAUCUUCUUGCCCUCCGCCACCAAAACAGUGCUCUCCUCAGCCGUGUCCUGCCAAGCAGUGUCCUCCUCAACCGUGUCCUAGGCCGUGUCCUCCAGAGCCGAGCUCUCAAAAGCAGUGUCCUGCUCACCAGUGUCCUGUUGAGGAGUGUCCUGCUAAGCAGAGUGCAUCUAGACCUUGCCCUCCUACGCCGUGUUCUACUAAAAUAUCGGGAAUGGAUGACAAACCAAGUGAGAACCCACCAAGCAAAUACAAACCGUGUCCUACCGAAAUUCCUGCUAAAGAAUCAAAAUGUUCUGAGACCGACUCUGAAAAUAAGACAUCUUCCCCUAAAAAGAACAACGACACAAGUUCUGACUUAAAAUUCAGUCCCAAAGGCCCAUGCAGUGAUGGAAUAGCAAGUCAGCUAGUACAAGUAGAAAAUGCAAAAGAUUGCUAUAAACCACGUGUGACCAAUGCCGGUGGUGGGGGCUGCUCCUGUGGGAAUGAUGACAAAUCAAAACGUAGACAGACUUUUAAAAAACCAGCAAACUGUAACCCGAAAGGAAGUGGUUCUUUGCUCGGUAAAGAAACAAUGGACGCACAUAAUAUAACUAUAAAUACCCUCAAAUGUGCAAUGAAAGAUUUAAUGUGCACAGUUUUUAGAACUACACAAGACGCUGUUUCUGUUAUAUCUACCGAAAGUUCUAAACAGUUGGAAAAGCUGAAAAAAUCAGCCUCGAAUGCGUUUUCGUCGAGCGACUGUCCACCGCCAAAGAAAGUAAGCGACGAACCAGAUAAUGCAACUAGCAACAGUAAUCUGAGGCGAUUCAGCGUCAUUAACCUAAACAACUUUCCAGAACAAAUAAAUUUACCACCAUGCAAACCGCCAGAACCUUUUCCCAGCACCGCAAGCGGGUAUUUAGGAGCAGCACUCGAAAAAGUCAACUCUGUUGCAUCAAUGAUCAGCAGGUCACUCAUUUUUGAGAUACCACCACAAAUUAAACGAAGUUAUAAUGAUGAUAGUUCUGAGUAUGACGUUCCGAAACCAACUAAACCAAGAGAUGUGGAAAAUAUAAUUAUAAAUCCUCUUGAGGUUAAUGUUUUCACAACAAUCAAGGAUAAAAUCUGGUCUAUAUUCGGUGAAGAUGAUAAGCAAGAAAGAGAAAUUCGAUCCACUUCGUCCUACUCUGGAUCUUUAAGCUCUGAGAGUGAUGAGGAUCUUAUAAAUAAGAUUAUCGAUUAAAUAAAUCUUUCGUGUUGCUA